This is a messenger RNA of Tigriopus californicus, 1636 nucleotides long. RefSeq lists its product as uncharacterized. Gene Ontology annotation, biological process: transcription elongation by RNA polymerase II. The transcript has 2 exons. Gene Ontology annotation, cellular component: nucleus. NCBI's taxonomy places the organism in Eukaryota, Metazoa, Arthropoda, Copepoda, Harpacticoida, Harpacticidae. Gene Ontology annotation, molecular function: transcription elongation factor activity. Bases 677 to 1495 code for a protein of 272 amino acids. The record is from RefSeq and is a predicted model, not a curated record.
UCGGAUCGCGUGCCCAACUAACAUUGCUCAGAUGGUGUCCAGGGACAUUUACAAAUUUAGAAUGAAAUAUUGUUUUGUUUUCGUGAUCACAAAGUUUCAGGACUCGUGGAGAAGUGCUUUGUCGCCAUGUGGGGCUUCCUAACCUAGAUAUUCAACCGACCUUAAGCUGACUGGUGAUCAAAUAAUAAGUCGCAACGCUAAAAGAUGUAAGCGCUGGAGAGGUCGCGGAAUUCAUCUGUUCUCUUUCAAAGAGCUCUGGGCAGGUGGAGAAAGCCCAAAUGAGGCCCCUCACAUCCAUUCCAUCCCGCCCCUGAUAGAUUUACUGAAAUUUACUGGAGAUGGCUAAUCGAGGUCGUAAACCUGGAUCGAAUGUUGUUCGCUGAUUUUGUCAAACAUUGCCAGACUGUUUUCUUUGUCCUAUUUUUUUUUUGUUCUUCGUUUUUUAUACAUCAGAGAUCGUUGUUAUUAUUGGGUUGUGGUUUUUUUUUCGGUUUUUGUUAAAAUUCCUGCACCACCUUCAUCAAAUGUGAUACUACUAUAGAGUUGACACGUUACCGAACCAAAAUGAUCAACUUCAAAUAAAGGAAAUCCUUGAACAGAACUUUCCAACCGGGGGAAUCAUCGGUAAUGAUUCGUCCAAUCCUCUUGCCUUACAGAGACACACAAAUAGACGACCAUGGUUGCCACUGCCUCCAUAUCCGUCAGAUUGGACGACAUUCUGAACGACGAGACGGUCAUUGCCAUCAAGAAAGUGCCCGGAGAAGUUCAACCCGUGGGUCGGAUGAGUCAUGAAAUCCGGAAAUUCCGCUCCGAAAUCAGUCACAAAUCCGUGCCCGAGCUCAAAGACCUUCUCCAACGGCAAAACAACAUCCUCAAGAACACCAAGCUCUUGGCCAAACUCCCGGACAAAGGCGCCAAAGUCCGGGACAAGAAGACCGUCAUUGAAGGUUUGAUCGAGGCCAAGACGAAAGAGGUCAAUGACACCGCAGACUUGUUGAAGAACCUCUCCAUAAGUGGAAAAGCAAUCGAUCUGGAGGAGAUUGAAUGGAAAUAUGGCGGAGGUCUAGCCGGAAGCUUGGGAGCCAAACCCAAGAACGUGUUUGCCUUACCCUCCACCUCGUCUGCCUCGGAAACCAAAGUGCUCCAGAUGUUGGCCGAGGGCCCAGUCCCCAAGGCCGAGAAGGCCUCGGACUUGGAUUCGGAAAUGGACCGACAUGCCAUGGCCUUGUCCGCCAAAGGCGAUCACACCCUGGCCAAGCCCAGAUUUAUUCCCUACAAUAGCCUUCAUAAUGAUCAUGUGGCCGACCAGGACGUUCAUUUGAAGAAGCGGUUAACCCCCCGGUUGAAUCCCGGGGAUUUGAUGCCCUUGCCGGACGUGAGCAAUAACAAAGCCCAAAUGGUCUCUCUGGAGGAGAGCUUGAAGAUCCAGCAGAUACAGGGGGAUAAACUCAAGGAAUUGCAAGUGGCGAGGUUCAUCCGAUCUCAUCCGGACUAAGGGACCACCAACACCAACACCACCAUCACUACCCUCCGGAAUUGACACUCAUUCAAAAUGUACCUCAACACAAUAUGUGUUCAAUCCUCUAAAUUACUUACUAAGCCCUUCUCGGUCUUCAAAUACAUUUCUACAAUGCUA